Molecule: messenger RNA, 1178 nt
Organism: Branchiostoma belcheri (Belcher's lancelet)
Lineage: Eukaryota; Metazoa; Chordata; Leptocardii; Amphioxiformes; Branchiostomatidae
Product: activator of 90 kDa heat shock protein ATPase homolog 1-like
Exons: 8
Biological process (GO): protein folding; positive regulation of ATP-dependent activity
Cellular component (GO): cytosol
Molecular function (GO): protein-folding chaperone binding; ATPase activator activity
Source: RefSeq, a predicted model, not a curated record
CAUGUGCCCUAUCUUGUCCUCGUCACAGUGAAGUGUCAGAUAAAGGACAUCUCCAAGAUUGAGGGCGAGGCCACAAUCAACAACAGAAAAAAGAAGUUAAUCUACUUUUAUGAGUGGGAAUUAGAACUGGAAUGGAAAGGCGGCCUUGAGGAGAGUAAAACAAGUUUUACUGGCAAGGCAGAAAUACCCAACCUGAGUGAAGAGAAUGAUAUUGAGGACAUAGAUGUAAAUGUUUCUGUGAAGUCUAAUUCAGACGAGGCCCACAAAGUCAAGGAAGUCGUCAGGAAAAAGGGUUCAGACAUCAUCAGAGAAAGGCUCGGCCAGUACAUUAAAGAUUUAAAAACAGAAUUUUCCCAGAACUUAAUUCUUCCCUCCAAAGAUCAGAAAAAAUCUCCAACAGCAACAGAAAAGAAGCCGGUGGUCAAAAAGGAUAUGAGCGCACUGCCAGUUGUCAGUAAAGCAGCACCAAAGGAGCAGAACAUAGGUGUGAAGAUCAAUACACUCACGUACAAGUACCAGGAGGACUUCCUCUGCCCACCUGACGAGCUGUACACCACCCUGACAGACGUGGUGAGAGUGCAGGCCUGGACACACAGUCCUGCAGAGAUGGAGACAGAAAAAGGCGGCCCUUUUGUACUCUUCAACGGCAUGGUGGAGGGGAUCUUUGAUGAGCUGUCCUUCCCUAACAAAAUUGUGAUGAGGUGGAGGUUCAAGUCAUGGCCACCAGCACACUACUCUGUGGUGACCGUGCAGCUGAUAGACAAGCAUGACCACACCGUGAUGAGGCUGACCCAGACUGGAAUCCCGGACAGCGACUUUGACAGAACAAAGGCUGGCUGGAGACAGUACUACUGGGUCCCCAUCAAGGACACGUUCGGGUUUGGGGCCAGGGUGGGAAGCCUUUGACGUCCGAAUUUGCAAUUGGAAGUAGGAGUAGUGUGAAAGUCUGCCUUCAAACUGUAGUCAGUGACUGUGGAAAGAACAACUUCACUCCAUCAUAUUCAUUAGCUGUGACCAAACAACUCUGGCAUUGUGAAGUUUAGCAGGAAUAUCUCAACAUACAGGAAUGAUAUCCCAUCAGGUAUUGAUAUUGAAUAAGAAGACACUCCUCUGUGGUGUGCCCAUGUCUUCUGUAAGAAUGCUUGCCAGUAGGAUUGUUAGUGUGCCCCACAUCUCUU